Messenger RNA from Ceraceosorus bombacis, 461 nucleotides. Lineage: Eukaryota; Fungi; Basidiomycota; Exobasidiomycetes; Ceraceosorales; Ceraceosoraceae. The record is from the annotation of a GenBank genome assembly.
GGCGGCUGCGCAAGCGACUCGCAAUUUCUUCCCAAGACCUGCGGUUUGCCAGUGCUAUCUGGUUCCAAGCUCGAUGAUCAUGUUGCUGUCUGGACGUAGCAGUGCGGUGGAUCAGCCCAAGAGAUGGUCGCACCUGAUGCGAUCCGCACUCUUCAAGUCAGGCACGCGAGCGGUGUGCCGAGAACGGGGCUGAAACAAGCUACGUCUUGGGUCGCAAAGAGAAUUCCACUGAGAUCGAGUGGGCUGUAUUUGUCCGCGGAUGUGGAUCGUCGUAGAGAGCCGGGAACAUGUAGCCGCUCGGAAAGUAUGAGAAAGGACACGACACCGACUCUCAACGUUUACCGUGUUAUGAUCCGUGAGUGUGAUUGCGAGGUGAGGGCUGGAUAGUAAGAAACGUGUCGCAUAAUCGGGGCAGCGGGAGUCGUGAGUGUUCACGAAGAUGUGCAGCAGCGAUGCGAGCG